AUGGCACCAAAGAAAGUCAUGAAGUCAGACGCUCCACUCAAGAGGCCAAAGCUAACCGCCAAGUUGGAUGCCAAAACAUUCGGCCGCUGUUACUGGGAGGUGAAGGAGCUGACCGACUUCUGCCGUGAGCAGGGUCUUUCAGUGACAGGCCUGAAGGCUGAUAAAGCUCGCCGUGUGGAGAUCUUUUUGCAAAGCGGCAGGAAGGAAGCCAGCUCUCCGAGAUCAUCUAGCUCGGGCUCCCGGGACAGCGCGCUUCCGGGCGGGAUUACUCUGAAGACCCCGGUGCGCAACUACAACAAUGACGCGAUCACGCGAACAUUUUUUCAAAAGCAUUGUGGGGAAGGGUUUCGAUUCAAUGACUACCUCCGUGGCUUUGCCAAAGCUGUACCAAAAGGCAAGCCCGUGACUUAUGGGGAUUUGGUCAAUGGCUGGAAGGCAGCCGAGGACAAGCGUGCUCACGGAAUGACACGUAUCGGAAAGCAGUUUGAGUACAACCAGUUCGCUCGAGAUUUCUUUGCAGCAAAUGCAUCUAGCGGCCGGCAGGAUAUGAUGUCUGCUUGGAAGACAGUGCGCAGCUUCCAGGGUCCCAACACAUACAAAGAGUACAAGAAGCUUCAGAAACGAAAGGCCAGCUGA
Molecule: messenger RNA, 636 nt
Organism: Symbiodinium sp. CCMP2456
Lineage: Eukaryota; Dinophyceae; Suessiales; Symbiodiniaceae
Source: the annotation of a GenBank genome assembly